AUGACGGAAUACGGCACCGGCAAAAAUGGCUACGCCGACUUGGAAAAUAGCAGUCGUCUGCCGUUCUAUCACGUCGGGAACCCAAGCAUCCGCGCCUACCUCGCCGAGUUUGUCGGGACCUUCAUCCUAGUGCUCAUUGGGGAUGGAUCGGUUGCACAGUACGUGCUUGGUGGGGGCACUGCUGGUCACUACCUCUCGGUGAACUUGUGCUGGGGCAUUGCACUGCUCUUUGGGAUCCACUUCUCUGGCGGUGUCAGUGGAGGUCACCUCAAUCCAGCCGUGACGCUGGCGUUGGCCAUGUUCAAGCGCUUCGAGUGGACGAAAGUACCUGGCUACUUUAUGGCUCAGACGGCCGGUGCGUUUGCAGCUGCCAUGGUCGUCUUCAUUGUAUACUACCCGUGGUUCGACAUCCAGGACCCGAACCGGGAGACGACCCAGGGCAUCUUUGCGACGUACCCGAACGCCCAGAUCCCCAACUGGUCGGCACUGGCAAAUGAGAUCAUCGGAACGGCUUUGUUGGUCAGCGGUAUCUUUGCCGUGAGUGACCAGCUCAACAAACCAGCGAGCCCCUAUAGCUUCCCUGCAGCCGUUGCUUUGAUGCUUACGAGCAUUGGCAUGUCGUUCGGUCUGGACACUGGCUAUGCCCUGAACCCGGCCCGUGACUUUGGUCCUCGUCUGUUCACAUUCGUUGCUGGGUGGGGCUGGAAAGUCUGGACGCUACGUGGCGGCUACUUUUGGAUCCCUAUUGUCGGCCCGUUCGUUGGUGCAAUCAUCGGAGCGGCCACGUAUGUCGGGCUCAUUGAGGCUCACCACCCUCCCCAGUGA
Molecule: messenger RNA, 825 nt
Organism: Peronospora matthiolae
Lineage: Eukaryota; Oomycota; Peronosporomycetes; Peronosporales; Peronosporaceae
Source: the annotation of a GenBank genome assembly